This is a messenger RNA of Panicum virgatum (switchgrass), 1434 nucleotides long. RefSeq lists its product as uncharacterized. The transcript has 9 exons. NCBI's taxonomy places the organism in Eukaryota, Viridiplantae, Streptophyta, Magnoliopsida, Poales, Poaceae. The coding region runs from base 246 to 821 and encodes 191 amino acids. The record is from RefSeq and is a predicted model, not a curated record.
GGCGCACGGUGCCAUCGCCCUCGCGCGCCUUGCGGGAGAGUCCGGGCUUCCAUUACUUGUUGCUAUGUGCAGGCGCUGCGGUGGAUGAGGGCAUGGGGGCCGAUAUGAUAUCGAUGCCGCCGCGGCGGAACAGUACCGGGCGCCACCAGUCCCCCGCCGUAGGGGCAUGGGCGCGAACGAGGAAUUCUUGGUUAUAGUCACGCUAAAGAAAUUUGCCAUCAAGUGAUCAAGUGGUGGUACAACUCAUGCAAAAAAAUGCACCCGCACGGCUACAGUUCAUGGAGACUCCUACUAGUGCAUUGAUCUUGAACGUGCUACCAUUGGUGCACCUACACAGAGGUACAUACUGGUUGUCACUGCUGGGGACGAGACAGAUGCAAUCACAAAACUCCUUGAAAGAACUUUUAUAUGGAACGUUAGCUUCAGUGAAAGAUAGAUACUGGGAAUACUCUUAUUCCAAUGUCACCAGCGGGGUCACAACAGCCGUCAUUCAUACUCUCACAAGCCUAGCGUCGCUCUUACCCGAAGCAAGUUCAGAGCCUGUGGAGGCUCCAGAUAUACUUGCGGACUCGCCAACAGCACCCUUGGACGGUGAUGCAACUAAUGUGCAAAAGAUUGGUACUGAUCCUAAAGACAAUAUAGGCGUGGUUAUCGCCUCCUCUACAACCAAGGCGCAGAAAAAUACUACUGGGAAGAGGUGCCACUGGUUCGGGCAGUGCAGAUGUGCAGAUGACCCUGCUAACUUGCUAAGCCUAGUGCCAGCCAGGAUGCUUAGCUACAGGGGGAAGGGGUGUGUGGCUUUUGUCUUCACAGCCUUUUGAUGUGUGAUCACUUGUUGCUGCUAUUUUGGGUGACAGCAUAUUUUGCUCUGAAGAAGAGGAUGCAGUAUGUAUUGUGUGUGCACCAGCGGAAGCUGAUACUUCAAGGUUUGCACUGGAUCAAGCUUCUAAUCACGUGUGUGGUCCUCCCUCCGCCAAUGGUUCAUCCUCCGUGGCUUAUAGCCUGCUCGUGCCAGGGGCCGGCGGACAUGUAGACAGACAUGGACGACAUGUACUGCUCCUUUGUAUGUGUGGGAUCACCUGCUGCGGAACAUCCUGUCUUAAGCGACAUGGUUGCGAACUGUUUGCCGCUUUAUUUAUUAAGUUUUAGCGUAGUGAACUCGCUUUGAUGACCUGGGUGUGUAAUUGAGCCAGUAUUCUAAGCUACCAGAUGGACCUUUGGUAGUAAUAGAUUCUGGUUUCCACAUGCAUGUGGAUAGAACCCUCUGGGCUGCAGUGCCAUGUAAUGAAGUUAGUGUGCCUCUGUGUUAGCCGUAUAUGUUCACGCUUUUAAUUGUAUGACAUUGGUAUAGCAUGCCGAGGCAAACACUGCUAGGUUUAUUAUCCGUGGAAUUCAUGUAGUACCCAAGUUACACGUGGCAUUUGUGCAUUGUUA